UAAGAAGACUUGUAUUGUGUAGGACUAACCUUUUAUAUUAGGAAAAGAGGGAAAGAUGAAAUCAACUGUCGCUCUAGUCGGGCUUUUUUGUCUUGCAGUACUGGCAAUGACUAUCGAUGCACGAAAAGAACCAGGAGAGUACUGGAAAGGGGUUAUGAAAGAUCAGCCUAUGCCUGAAGCAAUUCAAGGUCUUCUCGAUACAAAUUCUGUUGAAUAUGUUCCUAAUAAAAAGAGCGAUUGCCACACCUCAACUGAGGCAAGUAGACAAGACAAGCCCUUCGUUCAAGACUUUGAACCUAGACCUAGUGCCACAGCCUAUCGUGAUGAUAAGCUAAAAACGAAUGGAUAUAUUGUUCAAGAUUUUGAACCAAGACCUAGUGCCACGGCCUAUCAUGAUGAUAAGCUCAAAAAUGAGAGAUCUUUCACGAAAGAAUUUGAACCAAGACCAAGUGUCACAGCCUAUCUUGAUGAUAAACUAAAAAAUAAAAGAUCUUUUGCAACAAAAUUUGAGCCAAGACCUAGUGCCACGGCCUAUCGCGAUGAUAAGCUAAAAAAUGGGAAAUCUUUUACAAAAGACUUUGAGCCAAGGCCUAAUGUCUCUGCCUACACCGGUGAUGAUGAACAGAAACAAGGAAAAUCUUUCGUAAAAGACUUUGAGCCAAGGCCUAAUGUCUCUGCCUACACCGGUGAUGAUGAACAAAAACAAGGAAAAUCUUUCGUAAAAGACUUUGAGCCAAGGCCUAAUGUCUCGUCCUACAAUAAUGAUGCUAAACCAAACGAGGAGAAAUCUUUUGUGAAAGACUUCGAGCCAAGGCCUAAUGUCUCAGCUUAUACCGACGAUGUUGGAUUGAAGGGAGAGAAGAAGACGUUUGAGAAAGAUUUCGAGCCCCGGCCAAAUGUUUCUGUUUAUCAGCAAUGAACAGAGAAAUGCAUUAUCUGCAUUUGAAUAUGGUUCAAGUUUGUGUUCUACAUAUGUAUGCAAGUGCUUUAAUAUUGAAUAAAAGUUUGUACUGUUUGGAUUUGUAUUAUAUAUAUAAUUAAGUGUCCAAUUAUUCAUGAGUCUUUAUCUCUUCA
Molecule: messenger RNA, 1074 nt
Organism: Olea europaea var. sylvestris
Lineage: Eukaryota; Viridiplantae; Streptophyta; Magnoliopsida; Lamiales; Oleaceae
Product: organ-specific protein S2-like
Exons: 2
Coding region: 56-919 (287 amino acids)
Source: RefSeq, a predicted model, not a curated record